AUGCCCGAUAUAACGAGAUCACGAGAGCGAAAUACCGGGACCAGAACGAAUAUUUCACUCAAAGUUGGGGACUGGAAGAUAUCUGGCGCACUGCGUGAACUGCACUCCGUUAUACCCCACAUUACUGCUUUUGCAAGAGUUUUGAAUCACAACCCUACUCCCCACAUCGAAGAAACCUCCCUAGGCGCAGCUUUGAAUAGUGCUGCACACUUUAUAUCGUACCUCGUCGAACAGCAAGCGCAGGAUGGCAUAUUGGUGACAGUGUUUCGGUGUCUCGAGAGCGAUUUUCUUCAGGAAACAGAUGCUCACAGUCUGGCCUUACAACUGGACUCUGCAAUUAGACCAUCUUUUUUGAAGGCUUUCUGCCGAUGCUCUCCAAAUUUAUCACACCCUACGACAUCGGCUCUAUUCAAAUCAGGGCAGGAUGGAACUACCUCAGUGUAUGCAAUUUUUGGGGGUCAAGGCGGCGCCAAUUAUACCAGCUUGCAGGAACUCCGGACAUUAUACAGUAUAUACGGGCCGUUCCUGGAAAGUCUCUUGGAUACCGCCACUUCAAUACUGUCGGGACUUGCUCAUUCAUCUGGUGCCGUGGAUUUUGAGUACGACUAUGACGGAUUCGAGUUAAAGAGGUGGCUAAAAGAGCCGGAGACAGCACCAGACCAAGGGCACAUAGCUGCUGCACCCCUCAGUUUCCCACUCCUAGGGCUUCUUAGUCUAGCACAUUUCUGUAUCACUUGUAAAAUUUUAAAUAAGUGUCCUAGCGACAUGCAAGAGGCCCUCGCUGGUGUCAGUGGGCAUUCGCAAGGCAUACUGGUGGCAGCGACAAUAGCGCAAUCUACAACAUGGGAAAGCUUCUAUGAGGCAGUAGGAACUUGCCUGAGACUUCUGUUUUGGAUUGGCUUGGAAAGCCAUUAUGCCAUACCUGCGGUUCUGACCGCGGACGACUUCCAGAGCCAACCUUCACAUAUGCUGAGUGUGCGUGGUUUAGAUCAAAAUCUUCUCGAGUCUUUCAUAGACGAGGUUAACUCGUGUUUUGAGGGGCAACACCAUAUUCACUUGGCCCUCGUCAACUCUUCCAGCAAUUUGGUCGUUGCUGGUCCACCAGACAAACUCAUGGGCUUGUAUAGACUUCUAGGCCGAGAGGCAGCGCCAAAAGACCUCGAUCAGUCCAGAAUUCCAUAUCAAAAACGCCGCCCUGUCUUUGAAGUAUCUUUUCUUCCCAUAUCAGCACCCUUUCACAGUUUGCACCUCAAAGAAGCAAGCCUUAGAGUUCUGCAGCACAUGGAAGGGGAAGAAAUUCUCCGAACCAAUCUGUGCAUACCUGUGUUUGGGACUGUUAACGGUCUGGACCUUCGAUCUAGCAGCAUGAGUAACUUGGUAGAGCCCCUGGUGCGAAUGGUCAUGACUGAGCCCGUCGAUUGGGCUGCUGCAUGCUUACCACACAAAUACGAUUAUCUCCUAGACUUCGGACCAGGGCGCUCUAGCAAUUUUCUGAAAAGUUUCACGGAGGGCUCUGGGGUUCGUACCAUCAAUGCCUUUGAUAUGCUGGGCGUUAGUGAUGUUGGGGGAAAGAAUGAAAUUUUCGCUCCAACUCUGCCACCAAAAUCACCACAUUGGGAGGAGAACAAUGGACCUUCAUUAAUUAAAGGACUUGAUGGCGGGAUGGAGCUAAGUACCAAAAUGACGAGGCUUCUCGGGGUACCACCUGUGAUGGUAGCUGGCAUGACGCCGACAUCGGUACCUUGGGACUUCGUGGCAGCUGUCAUAAACGCUGGAUAUCAUGUUGAGCUAGCAGCAGGAGGCUAUGUUGACGCUCGAUCUUUUGAAGAGGCGAUUCGCAGCCUAGCCGCAUCCAUCCCCACUCACCGUGGUAUCACUUGCAACUUGAUUUACGUUAAUCCAAAAUCUAUAGCAUGGCAGAUCCCACUCAUUAAACGAUUGAUAGCGAAUGGAAUAAAAAUCGAAGGUUUGACGAUCGGUGCAGGAGUUCCAUCAUUAAAUAUCGCAACGAAUUACAUCAAUACUAUUGGAAUCAAGCAUAUCUCAUUCAAGCCAAGCUCGGUCAGCUCAAUACGGCAAGUUCUUGACAUCGCGGGUGCUAAUCCAAAGUUUCCUGUUUGUAUCCAGUGGACCGGAGGGAGAGCAGGGGGUCAUCACUCUUAUGAGGAUUUUCAUUCACCGAUAUUGGAAACUUACAAUGAAGUACGGAGACAUCCCAACGUUGUCCUUAUCGCUGGAAGUGGGUUUGGAGAUGCAAGUGAAGUCGCUGAACUGCUCACCGGGUCUUGGGCUCGUAAUUUUGGAUAUUCGGCUAUGCCAAUCGACGGCGUACUUCUUGGAAGCCGCAUGAUGAUAUCCCGGGAAGCACAUACCUCCCCAAAAGUCAAGGAGUUGAUUGUGCAAACACCAGGAUGCGACAAUUCCGAAUGGCACAAAAGCUAUGACGGAGCAGUGGGUGGAGUAGUCACCGUAUCUUCAGAGAUGGGGCAGCCGAUUCAUAAGAUCGCCAAUCGUGCCGUUCUCUUAUGGAAGGACCUAGACGACCGCAUCUUCAGUAUCAAGAAUCCCGAAAAGCGACUCAAAGCGCUACAAUCAUCGCGUCAAGAGAUUAUUAGGCGCAUCAACAGCGACUAUGCGAAGCCUUGGUUUGCAAUUGAUUCUUCUGGUGAAAGUGUUGAGAUUGAAGACUUGACUUAUUCUGAGUGUUUGCGUCGUCUCGUCAACUUGAUGUAUGUUAGGUCUCAAAAAAGAUGGAUUGACGAGUCAUACAGAAAGAAAGUAGUUGCUUUUGCAAAUCGGAUUCGAGAGCGCUUCCAGCCAUCUUGUCAUUUUAAUUUGAGUGCGGACUGGGACCCCGCUCUGAAUCUCGACGCUUUUCUGAUAUGUUAUCCAGCCACAUUGACGGAACAGCUAUAUCACGAAGACGUGUCGUACUUCAUGGCUCUGUGCAGGAAACGUGGAGAAAAACCCGUCAAUUUCAUACCCAGGUUAGACGAGAAUUUCGAGACCUGGUUUAAGAAGGAUUCGCUAUGGCAAAUGGAGGACCUUGACGCCGUGGUUGGCCGAGAUCCUCAGCGCGUGUGCAUAAUUCACGGACCGGUAGCUAUAAGCCACUCAACAAAAGCUGAUGAGCCGGUUGCUUCCAUUCUGGGGAGAUUUACGCGCGAAUUGCUGAACAUAUUGCAACCGGUGCUUCUAAAGAAGACAGUCGCAGAAAUUACGACAUCUCUAGUUCACAGCCCUUCGGCGCUACGGAACACUACCAUAGAGAUGAAUGCGACAAGAACAGAAUAUCAUUUUGACGAGCAUGGUUUGCUUCCUGAAUACGAAGACUUUAUCAACAAUUUGCUGAGCUCACAUCAAGGUUGGGCCCAGGCCUGCUUAUCCGACGAGCAUGUCAGAUUUGAAGAUCAGCCUGUGAAGAAUCCGAUUUCUGCAGCUUUUCAACCUUGUCAUGGAGAUACAGUGGCUGUAACAUAUGACGAGGACAAACAGCCGAAAAACGUUGAACUCAACUCCAAGGCCCUUGAUGGUUCAGCCUACACCUCAAUUUCGCUCAAGUUGGUCGAUAAAUUACGUGUUCUUGUCACUUUGCAAAUCGACAAGGAAUGCAACUCCACAAAUUCGAGCAUAGUAUUUGAAUUUGCUUUCAAUCAUCAGGACCAGAAGCAUAGGCUGCACGAAGUUACAACUUCCCGUGAUGAAAUGAUCAAGGAAUUUUACUCGGACAUUUGGGAACACGAAAGAACUUUCCCUUCUGGCAUUGAGCUUGGCACUGAAUAUUACGAAAAAAGCAUCACGCUAUCUUGCCAAACUGUCGAGUCAUUCAUGAGCACGAUCACUAAGUCCGACCUUAGCCCAGCGGGUCGUGAAACGCUCUCCUCCAGGGCCAUUCCCUUAGAUAUCUGCAUUUCGAUAUGCUGGACUGCUUUGACGAAACCUCUGGUCGCAUCUGGUAUCACGGGUGAUCUUUUACGGCUGCUUCAUCGAUCAAACAGUUUUCAGUAUUGCGAUGGCGCUAGCCCUUUAUCUAUUGGGGACAACCUGCAAACUUUUUUCCGACUUACAGCCAUCAUUGUGAAGCCCGCAGGAAAAUCGAUUACAGUGGUCUCCACAAUCACGCGCGACAAGAAGCCUGUCGUCUACGUUACAUCAGUCUUCUUGAUACGAGGAACCUUCAAGAGCGAUGAGAUUUCAACUCAGUUGAUUGAUCGCUAUGACAUAUCGCUGCCAGUGACAUCUUUGAAGCUGCAAGCCUUGCUCCGAAGCAGAAGCUGGCUAAAAUUCACGGACUCGGACGAACCCUUGAUGGGCACUACUCUCAGAAUCAAGCUUCGUACAGAACAUAAAUCCCGCUCUGUUGGACAUGAUCUGAAAGUCGGUGGACAAGUGUUCCAAGCCACAGGUUCGCAGCUGUCUCCUGCUAUUGGUACAAUUGACUUCUCGCAUCCAUCAUGCUUGGGAAAUCCUAUCUCUGAAUUUUUCGAGCGCCACGGAGGCACAAGGGACUCUGCAAAGGCUCUCCAACACCCAGGCUGGAAGAAUCAAGUUUCUUGGAAUGUUAAGAUCCCGGUCUCAUUGAGGUCUUACAGUCGCGCAUCCAAAGAUACGAACCCGAUACACACAUGCACAUCAUUCGCGCGCUAUGCUGGCUUACGAGGAACUGUGGCUCACGGCAUGUAUACUUCAGCUUCUGUCCGUCGAGUUAUCGAAACAGUUGUAGCAAACGGCGAUUGUUCUCGAUUUCGAGCCUGGGCGUGUUCUUUUGAUGGAAUUGUAGAACAAGGUGACGUGCUUAAUAUUGAGAUGCAGCAUGUGGCAAUGUCUCAAGGGAAGAUGGUGAUUGCUGUCCGCGCCUACAACUCAGAAACGAGUGAGAAAGUUCUCGAUGCAACAGCAGAAAUCGAGCAGGGUUCUACGGCAUAUCUGUUCUGUGGACAAGGUUCACAGGAGAAGGAAAUGGGCCUCCCGUUGUAUAAUUCAAACUCUGCUGCGAAGAUGAUCUGGGAUAGGGGAGACAAGUAUUUUGUCGACACUUAUGGCUUCUCGCUACUAGAUAUCGUGUUUCGAGAUCCCAAAACCAUUACAAUCUACUUCGGCGGCAAACGAGGACGUACCAUAAGGAGCAAUUACCUCCAAAUGACACGGAAAGCAAUAUGCGAUGGAAAGGAGAAAAUGCAACCAAUAAUCCCAGGUCUCACUCCCACAUCAAAAUCAUAUACAUUUAAGGAAGAGCGUGGUUUGCUUUUCUCGACCCAAUUCGCCCAACCGGCUUUAACAUUGAUGGAAAUCGCCGAAUUCGAAGCUCUCAAAUCUCAUCAAGUUGUUCAGCAAGAUUUCAAAUUUGCGGGCCAUUCCCUUGGAGAGUAUGCUGCACUCGCUGCUUGUACGAGCUUCAUGACUCUGGAGAAUAUGCUGCACUUGGUAUUUUAUCGAGGAUUGAUCAUGCAAAAUGCGAUGACUAGGGAUGGAGAUGGCAUGACUGGGUUCUCGAUGGUUGCGCUCAACCCAUCUAAAAUAUCAAGAGAUAUGAAGCAAGAUUUCGUCCGAGAGAUCAUACGUGAGAUUGCUGAACAAAGUGGGCUUCUGCUUGAGAUUGUAAAUUUCAAUUUAGAAGGGCAGCAGUAUGUAUGUGCUGGGAAUCUCCAAGCUCUCGCUAUUCUAAUUACCACCUCCGACGCAUUGUCAUCCUUAAAGUCAUGCCAGUAUACCACAUCAGCUCUCAAGCAUCUUGUCGCCCAUCACCUCACUCAGUCCCAAGAUAUUCCUCGCCCCAUCACGCUGUCGCGCGGUGUAGCGACCAUUCCUCUCAAUGGAAUCGACAUUCCAUUUCACUCAACACAUUUAAGGGCUGGUAUUGAUACAUAUCGGGAUUAUCUGAAGGAGAAAAUUAACGAGAGCGAUAUAGUGCCGGAAGAGAUGGUUGGUAAAUGGAUUCCAAACUUGGUUGGUGUACCUUUCGGAACUGGAAGAGAUUUUGUUGAAAGAGUGGUUGAGGUUUCGGGAAGUCAGGUGUUGAGCGAAAUGCUUAAGGGUUCUGAUGGUUGA
Messenger RNA from Glarea lozoyensis ATCC 20868, 6048 nucleotides. Its product is annotated as FabD/lysophospholipase-like protein. The transcript is spliced from 5 exons. Gene Ontology annotation, molecular function: [acyl-carrier-protein] S-malonyltransferase activity; [acyl-carrier-protein] S-acetyltransferase activity; fatty acid synthase activity. NCBI's taxonomy places the organism in Eukaryota, Fungi, Ascomycota, Leotiomycetes, Helotiales, Helotiaceae. The record is from RefSeq and is a predicted model, not a curated record. Gene Ontology annotation, cellular component: fatty acid synthase complex. Gene Ontology annotation, biological process: long-chain fatty acid biosynthetic process. The coding region runs from base 1 to 6048 and encodes 2015 amino acids.